Messenger RNA from Owenia fusiformis, 860 nucleotides. NCBI's taxonomy places the organism in Eukaryota, Metazoa, Annelida, Polychaeta, Sabellida, Oweniidae. The record is from the annotation of a GenBank genome assembly.
AUUAAAGAAGCGACCACAAGCGAAGGCCCUAAACUUUCCUGGAUAAAGUUUACAUAUGAUGUGCACUUCAUUGGAAUUAUAACAUAUAAGGGCUUCGGGAGUUUAACCACAUUAGAGCGAAAGGAGAAGGAAGACGAAAACGAGGCAAAAUCAAUAAAUCUAGAGAUUUUAAUCUCGUGUUUAUCAAAAUAUAUUUCCAGAAAAAUAAUCAUUACGCUUAAUCAUCUCAGUGGAGAAAGAACUAAAACGCUAAAUGGCUUCUACGACCAAAAAACUUCUUGAAGGGAGGGUAUAUAAUAAGUAUGAAUGGGUGUUAAUGGAUGAAGGAAAUACUGCAACUGUUGGGAUCAGUAACCAUGGUCAGACUCAAUUAGGAGAAAUGUUUCACGUCGAACUACCUGUGGUAGGAGAUUCAGUAGAAAUUAACGAUUCCUGUGGAUCUGUAGAAAGUUUACAUGCUGCCACUGACGUCUUCGCUCCUUUAUCAGGAGAAAUUGUCGAAGUGAACACAAUACUUAAAUCUUCACCUAACCUCAUCAACAAGAGCCCAUUAAACCAUGGCUGGCUUUUUAAGAUGAAAGUGAAAGAUGUUACAGAACUCGGUAAACUAAUUGCAGAAGAGCAGUAUCUUGCAACUUUAGAAGACUUUUAAAAGCAGGCGAAUGGUAACUAAAAGGAGCCCACCCUAUAAUGAAUGGUGCUCAACAUGCAAAUAUAGCGGCUCAUCCUGUAGAAGUGAAGCAUUGAUGACAGACUGUAUUGUACUUUAUAAGUGCAUUUCCUUUUUCAUAGUAUGGGCUUGUCACUUAUUUUAUUUGACUGUAUUCCAAAAACAGAUAGGAUUUAAUGUUACUUGUGGC